Messenger RNA from Ictalurus punctatus (channel catfish), 6118 nucleotides. RefSeq names its product G protein-coupled receptor 158b (gene gpr158b). The transcript is spliced from 11 exons. The record is from RefSeq and is a predicted model, not a curated record. Gene Ontology annotation, molecular function: G protein-coupled receptor activity. Bases 1077 to 4772 code for a protein of 1231 amino acids. Lineage: Eukaryota; Metazoa; Chordata; Actinopteri; Siluriformes; Ictaluridae. Gene Ontology annotation, biological process: G protein-coupled receptor signaling pathway. Gene Ontology annotation, cellular component: membrane.
GGUUCUAUGUGCACUGGUGUUCUAUGUACACUGGGGUUCUAUGUGCACUGGUGUUCUAUGUACACUGCGGUUUAUGUACACUGGUGUUCUAUGUACACCGCGGUUCUAUGUACACCGUGGUUCUAUGUACACUGCGGUUCUAUAAAAAGCGCCCCUGGUGGUUAGGAGGAGCGAACUACAUUACAAGGUUCCAAGGUUUUAGCUCAUUACAACAUUUAUAAUUCUUUUCAAUUUUCUUUAUGUAUAUUCCAUGAAUUCCAAAGAACCAGUGCACAAUUUUAGCAUUAAAACAUUUUUCAGAGUGGUGUGCACACAAUUUUAUAUUUAUACGGGUUCAAUCAGUGCUAAAUGUUUUAACUUUGUACAUUGAAUGUUUGUUUCUGUAUUUUUGCAAAUUUUCUGUCAUAUUUUUGUAUUUUAUUUUUGUAUUCUUGUCAUAUUCGCACGACUAUAGCUAUAUCUAUAUUUAUUUCUAAAGUAACUUUUUUAAUUUCCUCAUGAGGGAUUAAUAAAAGUUAAAAAUCUUCUCUUAAAUAAAAGCAGUCAUCUUUCAGCAUCGGACAGCUUUCAGCGCUUGGGGCCUAAGCCCCGCCCCAAAAUGUAUGAUUGACAGAAAUUGUGGCUAUACACCGCUCCUGAACGGUGUGAUGAUGGAAGUGGAGGAAUUUUUGUGCCUCUCGCAUGCAACCGAGCUUUCACUGUGCUUCUGCCUGAAGAGGAGAAGAUAGGAUAAGAGAGGAGAGGAGAGACGUUGAUGGACCUGCAUCAUGGAGCGCAAACUGAAAACAUCACAAAGGAUUUACAUGUGGAGUGACGACAAGGCUGCACGCGCGGUGCAACAGGAUGGCAAUUUAAUGUGCAUGCAUGUGCGCGAGGAUUAAAAAUAAAAUAAAAUAUAGUAAUAAAAAAAAGACCUUAAAAUGAUUCCUGGAGUUCAGCAAGCUGUCUGUGAGAAUAUUCGGGAUUCAUUAUAGACGCGUGAGCUCGAGGAUGCACGUUUGCAUAACUACACCCGUUUAGGAUGCUCGCACUAAGGAGCAGGGUUUAAGAGGCAGUUUUCUCCGGCGGACGCGGUCAUGGGUGUGCUGCUGCUCUGCCUCCUUUUGCACGCGGGAUUAGCGCGCGCCACGCACGACGGCUACGUGGAAUGGUCGGACGGGAGUGACGACGACGACGACGAAACCGCCGAAAACGGCGCGAGGCAACACCGCGUCCGUGGUACGGAGCGCGCGGCUUCGGCGGGGGCCGGGGCGGAGGAGUUGCCGCGCGUGGUGGCCGCCUUCCUCCACACGGGCGACGCCUCCGCGCUCGCGCACGUGAACUGCUCGCGGCGUUACGAGCUCAGUAGCCUCGGUUCAGCUCCGCCGGCGCCUCCCGUCGCUUCCGUACACUCCAUUAGCGCAGCGCUGGACGCCGUGUCGCGCGCCGCCGAAUUCCUGAAUGCGCUUUCGCGAGAAACGAAGCAAGAAGACCAGCAGCAGCAGGUGUGGUAUCGCGCACUGCUUCGGAGCAUGCUGGACCGUGAGCCCAGGAUCCACCGCGUCGCGCUCGCACUUCACACUGAGCAGCUCCACCUCCAGGCCAUGAGGAUGGACGGGCACGUGGAGCUGCGAGACUUUUCGGGUGAGGAGUCCGAGUGGAACCGCCAAGCCCGGAAAAAAACCCGGAUGAUAACGCAGACCCGAAGCUCCCAAAGCACACAAGGUCACGUGCAGUGGUCUGCGCCUUAUCUGGAGUGUGAGCGCGGGCGAUUCAUCCCGCACUGGCUUCUCACCCUGUCGGUGAAAGUGUAUGGUCUGAACUCGGACACAGAGCCAGAGAUCAGGGGUGUGGUAAGGGUUGAUGUCAAUCUGCAGGAUGUGGACAUCGAUCAGUGCUCCAGCACCGGCUGGUUCGCCGGCACUCACCGCUGCAAUCUGACCACCAUGGAGUGUAAACCGAUUCCAGGCCAAGGCUUUGUCUUGGACAAGUACAAGUGCCAGUGCAGGAGGGGGUUUUACCAACACAGCCGAGUGGCACUCAACGGCUUCUCCAAAUCGGAGCGGGAUCGUUAUGUCGGGGCAGAACUCUCGGACGUGCCAGCUCGAUGUCUGCCGUGUCAGGAUGGCUGUGUGUUCUGCCGGGACGAUGCGCCGUGCCUGGCACAGGAGGAUGGCGUCCUCCGUCUCACCGUUGUCUCCUUCCAGAGCCUGUGUGUGCUGCUCGACUUCAUCUGCAUGACCGUGGUGUACCGAUUCCGGCGCAACAAGAGAAUCAAAGCAUCUGGGUUUAUUCUUCUCGAGGCCAUCCUGUCAGGUGCCAUGCUUCUCUACCUUCCUGUGAUGAUACUUUACUUUCAACCGAACGUCCUGCACUGCAUUCUCCUGAGAUGGGUUCGCCUCCUGGGCUUCGCCACGGUGUACGGAACGGUGAUCCUCAAGCUCUUCCGGGUGUUGAAGGUGUUCCUGUCGCGUACGGCCCAGCGGAUUCCCUACAUGACCAGCUGCCGUGUUCUGCGUUUGCUGGGUGCCAUAUUACUCGUAGUGCUCUGGUUCCUGGUGGCCUGGACUUCGGCCGUCUGCCAGAGCCACGAUUCCCAUCAUGGCCUCGUCGAAGAGGGCGUGACAAUAGAGGGUCUGCAGUUCACCAUGUGCAAGCUCGACCGCUGGGACUACAUGAUGGCUGUUGCCGAGCUUCUCUUCCUGGUGUGGGGGGUCUACCUGUGCUAUGCCGUUCGCACCGUACCCUCUGCCUUUCAUGAGCCACGCUACAUGGCAGUCGCCGUGUAUAACGAACUCCUCGUCUCUGCCAUAUCGCACAUCAUAAGGUUCACCCUGGCUCCUGGACUCCACCCAGAUUGGAUGUUGAUGUUAUGUUUUGUUCAUACACAUUUGACGGUGACGGUGACUCUGGGAUUGCUGCUCAUCCCAAAGUUUGUGUUCACUGGUACUCACAGGCAGGACGACAUCGCCACCGAGGCCUACGAGGACGAGCUGGAAAUGGGCCGAUCAGGUUCCUACUUGAACAGCAGCAUAACUUCUGCCUGGAGUGAGCACAGUUUGGACCCUGAAGACAUAAGAGAUGAGCUAAAGAAGCUAUAUGGCCAGCUAGAGAUCUAUAAGCAAAAGAAGAUGAUGACGAAUAACCCUCAUCUCCAGAAAAAACGCAACUCCAAAAAAGGCAUUGGACGUUCGAUUAUGCGGCGCAUCACAGAAAUACCCGAGACGGUGAGCCGUCAGUACAGUCGAGAAGACAGGGACGGAAGCGAACACGGCAGCAAUCGCAGUACCCUUCGUAGAAACCCAUUUGAAUCUUCCCAUGGUGGAAAAUCCAGAGAGGACUCCCUAAAGAACAAGGUAUUCUCCUUGAAACGGUCCCACAGCUAUGACCAUACGCACGACCAAGCGGAGAACUCUACAACCGAGUUGUCUCUGCUGAACACCUUAAUGGGGAGAAGGUCUGCAAAGAAAAAUCCAGAGGCACCAAAGGUCAAACCUGCAGAAUCUGCAGAGUCGGUGCCACUUGUGUGCAAGUCCAUCAGCGCACACAAUCUCGCAGCAGACAAGAAGCCUAUCCAUCUCCGAUCCUCGAUGAUACAGAAGAGUCUGAGUGUCAUAGCCAGUGCCAGAGAGAGAACCCUGGGGCUUGGAGGGAAGACUCAUAGUGUUGAGGACGCAAGUAAGAAAGGCCUCAAGGCCAGAGAUACCAGGAUGGUUUCAGAAGUCAACGAAUCACCUGAAUGCUUCCCGAAGAUGAUCAUCAGCCAAUCUGUUGAGUACAGCAAGACCCCAAGUAAAAUGGGUAUCAUGAAGCAACAAGUGAGCGGAAGUCAACCAUCGAUUUGCUCUGAACCAGGGAGAAGCAAGGACCUUUAUGACCUUUCUGAGGUUUGCCCCUGGGAAAUGGAAGAUUUGCCCACUCUGUCAGAGGGGAAAGCUCAAAAGCAUGUUUCCAUUGCCCCAAGUGAGACUACCACGUUUCAUGAAAGCAGCUCUAAAAGUGGAAAGUCUCAACACAAACAAAGGAUGGUGGUUCCAUCUCCAUCAAACCGCCGCCGCUCCAAAGAUAAGGGUAGUAACAGAGAGGAAGGGGGUGACAAGAAUGAUGGGAGGAAACCCAAAACACCACUUAACUUGACUGCCUACAAUGCAGAGGUCUGCCCGUGGGAAUUUGAGGAUCCAUCUUCCAAAGGAGUUGAGACCCUUGACAGGACUAGCCGCAAGAAAAGUGUCACUCCAACAGAUGGAAAGCCCAAGAUCAUCCUCUCAGACAUCUCCAAAUCCACUGGAAGCCUUAUGCAGCCUCCAGCCCUCAUGGUGGACAUUUGUCCAUGGGACCAUGACCAACCACCAUCUCCUAACCAGGACAAGACCUCAAGCCCCACACAUCAUUCAAAGAGAAGGGACUCUAACUCAAAAAGGAAAGGUUCUUGCUCAUCAAAAGGGAAAGGGAAGGAUAAAGAGGACGAUAGCCAAAGAUUCAAAAGCAGGGAGAGGCGAAGCUCUUCCUGUAAACCUUCUGAGAAACGCCGUGUCAGCCAGACAUCAGAGAGUGGCCAGGUUACUGUGACCGCACCUGGUAGAAGGAGAAGCUCGACAAAAGAGGCUGGAAUCACUGAUAAUAAGCAUGCUGCCGUGUGCCCUUGGGAAACGGAGUGUAUGCCAAGUGUCACCACGAAAGAUGGGGACAUCCACACACCAUCUCAAACAACUGCACCGGCUGCUAGAAACCUCAACAUGGCUGAGGUUUGUCCAUGGGAUUUUGAUGACAAGACAUUAGGGAACCAUGCAUGACACUUACACACUUAUCAAUGACUGUUAAGCUCUCCAGAUUGGAUUCAUGAGAUGAAGGAUGGUGACAUGAGAAUUGCCUUAUGUUCACUUGUCUCAUUACAGUUUUCAAAAGCCCAUCUCACGCUAACUGUUUGCAUAAAUCCUGAAGACUCCCACAAAUUUUUCUGCCAUUUUGUUUACAUGAACCAGCUUGACCGGAGUUGGAAUGGAGUGGAACCCUGGUGUGUUUUCACCUUUGGCGAUAACACACUCUGGUCUGAGAGUAGUGGUCUCUGUAUCGCUUCCAAGUGAAUUCUAACAAGAAAACAAUUUAUCUCUGCAUCGUCCCGAAUGACGCUGGACAUGAUACACAAAAUGUUUUCAAACUAGUUCUCAGUGGUUCUCUGGUCAUUUUUGUCAUUUCUAAAAGGUAUGUUUACAUUUUUCCCUAGCUGUAUUUCUGGCCAAUGAAUGACAGCAUUUUAUGAGCAUGGUUUGUUGUUUUUUUAGCACUACAUGCAUCUCAGCCAACGUUCGUUGGACGUGAAACGAAGCGGCAAACGAUGUGCCGAUUCGUACUCGUCAAGCAGCCUACGUGUGAACACCUCCAGAGAACUGCUCAAAAUUUCACAUUUUUGUUUUUGAGUGAAACAAAAGCACAACUUUUAUUUUGCAGUACCACGUAAUUUUGUUUAAACACCAACUCACCCUUGAGUCUGACAUUAGGAUGGUCUAAAGAGCUGUUCUGGAUGGAUAAUAAACUCGAAUAUAUGGAUUCAGCUUGAUUUAAAAUGAAAUUGUAACAAGGAAAUCACAAAAAGCUAAUAUUUUAGAAAUUCAAUCCCUGAGAUAUGUUUGAUCUAGUUUAUCUAGCAGCCAUUUUUAACCAAAGAACAUCAUUAGCAUCUGCAAAACAUGCAUCUUCCCACAAUUAAUUAUAAAUCGUCAGCACACACAUGAAAAGUCGGACAUUUCUUCAACAGGAGAGCACGACAUGUCUUAUUUGAGAGGGAAUUGCAUGGAUGAGUGGCUUGGUUGCGUUAUUGUUGAUAUCUUUUCCCCACGACUCCCACUUGAAUACUGUAGUGUUGUGAUUUUGCAUCAGUAUUCCCUGCUGUAAUAAUACAUUGUCACUCAACUGGAUUAUUUAUCUCCGUAUUCCUGUGAAAUAGUGUUCCAGUGGUUUCUGCAUGACCGUGAAUAAACACAGUUGCUUGUUUUUUUGUUGUUGUUGGGUUCUUAUGAAACACCCUUUGAGGAAGAGAUGCUUCCCUGAGCAAGCCGUUCUAUCCAGCCUGUGGCAUCCGUGAAGGCAUGUACAGAAAACACCUACAGCCUGCAAUAAACAUUUAAUGUUCAGAUUUUAA